GCUCAGGUGAUGGGGCUCAUCCAGUAAGCGAGUGGGUGGCACUAGUGGGCUGCUCCUCCUCAGCUCGCCCCAAAUCUGGCCCAGUGCCCCCAUUCCUGGCCCAGGGAUUGGUUUAUUUUGUUUAUAUUAGAUGGGAAAAGACCCCUGCCCAGGGAGGGGAGCUUGGCUGAGGAUCCCUGGGGAUCACAAGGGGUUAUUUGGGGGUGAGCUGAUGGGGACACUUGGAGCAUUCCCACCAUUUAAACCUGGGGUGUCCCAGGUGCUGGGGUCCCUCGGGGGGUCCACAGUUUCUGGAGAUCCGGGGAAGGCAUCACCCAUUCUGGGCGCCUGGGGGAGGCUCCCAAGAGCCAGGGACCCUCGGGUGCUUCCCACUUUCGGAGGAUCUGGGGGUGUCUCAAGUGCUGGAGUGUCAAUCCUGCCUUGUCCACACCGAUGUGGGACCCGGGGGGUUCCGGGGCACCAGGGAGGUGCCGCUCUGAGCACGGGCGCUCCGGGGGUCCCGACCGCGGCGUUCCCGUGGCGGGGGGAGCCGUGCCGUGCCGGGCCGUGCCCGGGGCCGUGCCCGCUCCCGCUGCCUUUCCCGUUCCCGUCCGGGCGGGGCAGCGGCGGCGCUUCCUGGUGCGGGGGGGCGGCGCGGCGGGGCAUGGCGCUGGUGACGGUGCGGCGGGCGGGGGGCUCCGCCGGGGGCCCCGCGGAGGAAGAUGCUCCCAGACGUGGCCAACUGCAGCGACGGCAAAGCUUUGUCAUGGUCAAGGGGGCGGCGCGGCUCCUGCCUGCCGAGGAGCCCCCCCCGGCCGAGCCCCCCCCGGCCGAGCCCCCCUGCCAGGCCCCGGGACAGCAGGAGCAGCACCUGCACCUCAUGAUGCAGCUGCUGCGCCCCCAGGACGCCAUCCGGCUGGCGGUGCGGCUGGAGUCGGCGCGGCCGCGGCGGGUGCGGUACCUGCUGCUGGUGCGGCCGGAGGAGGCGGGAGCCGAGGCCGAGACGGCGCUGCUGGGAGUGGAUUUCACCCACGAGGGGGCCACCCGCUGCACCCUGGGCAUGGUGCUGCCCCUCUGGAGCGACACCCAGGUGUUCCUCGACGGCGACGGGGGGUUCAGCGUGACAUCGGGGGGACAGACACGCAUCUUCAAGCCCAUCUCUGUGCAGACCAUGUGGGCCGUGCUGCAGGAGCUGCACCUCGCCUGCGAGGACGCAGCCCGCGGCGGGCACAUCCCCGGCGGCCCCGCGCUGGCCUGGGCCCGUGGCUACGCAGCGGCGCUGGGCUCGGAGCAGAGCUGCCUCAACGAGUGGCUGGCCAUGGCCGACCUCGAGUCCGUGCGCCCCGCCUCGCCCACGCCCCUCCGGCCAGCCACGCCGGAGCUGUCGGAGCAGGCGGUGCGGGCGCUGCUGCGGGAGGUGAUGGCCACCGCCGACCUGGAGAAUGUCACAUCCAAGGAGGUGCGGGAGGAGCUGGAGCGGCGCACGGGGCACAGCCUGGCCGAGCACAAGGAUUUCAUCGACAACGAGAUGCUGCUGGUGCUGGCGCAGAUGGAUCGGCCUUCCCGUGUCUUCCCGCACCUCUUCCUGGGCUCCGAGUGGAACGCAGCCAACCUGGAGGAGCUGCAGCAGAAUAGGGUCACCCACAUCCUGAACGUGGCGCGGGAGAUCGACAACUUCUUCCCGGCGCUGUUCACGUACAUGAACGUGCGGGUGUACGAUGAGGAGGCGGCUGAGCUCCUGCCCCACUGGAACGACACUUUCCUCUUCCUCUCCCGCGUCCGGGCAGCGGGAGGCCGGGCGCUGGUGCACUGCCGGAUGGGGCUGAGCCGCUCGGCCGCCACGGUGCUGGCCUACGCCAUGAAGGAGUUCGGCUGGCCCCUGGAGCGGGCGCUGCGGCACGUCCAGCACUGCCGGCCCGGCGUCCUGCCCAACCCCGGCUUCAUGCGCCAGCUCGACUUCUACCAGGGCAUCCUGAGCGCCAGGUCUGUGGCAGCCGGCACAGCAGCCUGUGGGAGCCCCGGGCGGCCGAGCAGACACCGCACCCCGAAGAGGACACCGUGAGGGACACAAGUGGCCUGUCCCCGCUGUCCUCCCCGCUGGCGUCCCCGCAGCCCUCCGAGGAGGAGGCAGCCGGUGGGGGUCUGCUGGGGGCCUCCCGGCGCCCCCGCAUCUCCCUGUGCUCUGUCAUGCGGAGCAUCAGCCUGCUGG
This is a messenger RNA of Taeniopygia guttata (zebra finch), 2188 nucleotides long. Lineage: Eukaryota; Metazoa; Chordata; Aves; Passeriformes; Estrildidae. The record is from RefSeq and is a predicted model, not a curated record.